UCAUUCACCAGCGGGAGGGAAACUCGAUGCGUAGGCCCAGUCAAAUUUUCAUGUCACACCGUUAUGAUUUGAUUCAACAUACUGAAGUUACCAGACUUUAACUUUUAUUUCAGUUUUGCGGUGAGUUCACGUGACAUCUAUCCAGGUAUGAACAUGCUCAACCAAGCCGCCGUAGAGGCCUUAUGCUCUGGAACGUAUCUCGAAAAUUAUUUGGAAACGAUGGAGAAUCUGCCUAACGAUUUACAACGAAGUGUUUCCCAACUGCGAGAGUUAGAUAUUCAGUGUAGAGACAUUAUGCAAGACAUGGACUAUCAACAAGAAGUGUACAAGCAACAAGGCCCUAUGAAGAAGAAGGCAUUUUUUGCCAUCCAACGAGCUCUGAUACGAUGUCAGGAGAUUGGAGAUGAGAAACUUGUAUUGCUGUCUGUCAUCAUUGACUUCAUUGAGAACCGAGCCAGACAGCUGGAACAAGACAGAGAGAAUUUAGAUCCUGGAUCCACAAAGGAGCCAGAGCCUGUAAAGGAUCCACCCAAGAAGGAAACAAAAGCUGCAGAGACAGAGCGGUCUGAAAAGCCGGUCGCUAAGAGACAACGACGACAGAAGAAUCAUGAUGUCAGCCAAGAUGAUGUCAAGGAGGAGAAAGAAAAGGUUCCUAAAAAGAAAAAGAAGCGAAAAGUGAAGAAGGAGCGAGAAGACUCCCCCAUUGAUCCCCCCAUUGAUCCCGAUGAACCCACAUACUGUUUAUGCAACCAAGUCUCCUAUGGUGAGAUGAUAGGAUGUGACAAUGACAAGUGUGUGAUUGAGUGGUUUCAUUUUAACUGUGUUGGACUUACCACGAAGCCAAAAGGAAAAUGGUAUUGCCCUAAGUGUCGGGGAGACAAACCUACAGUGAAGCGGCCUGACAAGUAGAAGACUUCCUCCUAUCUCGGUGCUACACAAAAGACGAGUCUUGUACAAGGGCCUGUUGUCAUGUCAUUUCUGCAAAGAAAUUUGUACCUGUAUUGUACAUUUAUUGUGGCGUGUCUGAUGUGGAAUGUGCUGUUGAUCAUCGACUUGGUAUCAAAUUGGUGACGAUCAGACAGCCCAAUAAUGCUGCCUGGCUUUGUAAAGCAGAUUGUCUGAUGUUUUGAGAAAAUUGCAGAUAAGCCAACGAAAAGGAGUCAUUUUAACUCACAGUUUAAGUUUUAUUCAGAAGAAUUUUCAGAAUUUAAGAUCCAGGGUCUAGUUUUUAGAAAUGUAUGAUUUGAUAAACAAUUUAGACAAGUAUUGAACACAUUCAUCAACAUGAUGCAGUAACUCAAGUAUUUUAAUUCAUUGUCGUACAUGGAAUGAGAUUCUUAAAAUGUCAAACAAUGAUUGAGACAUGUUCUGUUGCAAACUGUAAAAUAACUAAGGCUGCAACGAUUCACCCAGACCUUGAUUCUUCAUACAAGUAAAAACAUCGGAUUUCAUUUAACUCUCAGAAUUCAAGUGAGUCGGCUUUUUAGCGUGAAAUCUAUUGUCAACUUGGCAAUGUCUACUAAGAACAAUUCUCAUUGGAUAAUUAGCCCGGUGUCAACCAAUGACGUAUCGUCUUAUUUCAGCGCUCAAAACUGCUCGAGUUGGAGUCAAAAUUACCUUCUCGCUGUGUUGAAAUAAUUUGAAUAAAUAUUCAAAUAUCAAAUCGAAAUAGUGAUAAUGGUUAUCGAAAAUUGAACCGAAUCGCUGCCAGCCCUAAAAAUAACUGGAAAAUGAAUCAAAUAGGAGUCGAUUAUAACUGUGAUUUAUGAGUUGGAACAAGCCGAUCAAUGAUAGAUGAUAAUAGCUACCGGACUGUCACAUUGGGGGAGUAUAAACAAUGGAGUGCGGCACCACCUCGGCAACUACGGGAAGUACCAGUGAACCUGAUGAAGAAGUUGGAGUUGCCAUGGUUACCAAUAACUUGAACAGUCACCCAGUGAUCUAAUUCUAAUCAUUAUUUAUGAGUGGUCAACUUUAUUUUUAUUAGUGUAAAGAAGGACGUAUUAAAUCUAAGCGAAACUGUCACAAACUCAGGGUGGAGAUGUGGUGAAAUGUGAUUCUGAAGCUCAUGGGGUUGUCGAAAUUGCCCUUGCACACAGAUUCUUACCAUCCGGUGUAAUGACAUGUUUCAGACAUGUUAAUUAAGUAUCAAUCGUCUCCAUAGCCGGCCUAUCCCAUAUUUCACCUUUCAUCAUAUUUAUUGUGAUACGUCACCAUGGUUACUUGAAUAUGGCUGAUGCAGCCUUUUGCAAUAAUUACUUACUUACUCACUCACUCACUCACAGCGAUGUUGGUAGGAUGAGGGUCAAGGUAAGGAGUAACCACGGUAACUGUAAUCGGACCAAUGUUCUGUGUUGAUGUCAUGGCAUGUCUAGAUACCACAUUACACAAAGUGUUUGUUUUCUUGUUGAUGAAGGAAGUUUUGCUGUGUAUCCUGGCUAUCUUCGUGCCAAGCAUCAACAUUAACAUGCGAUAAUGUGUCAUAUGAUUGAAUUAAAUGUAUCUGGAAUACCUCAACUGUAUGGUUGCUUGCAUGACUUGAUUUCCACUUUGACAGAAGCAUGUAUCAACAACUGAUCACAGGGUAGUCACACGUUAUAUAAUAUGAUUACUCAAUGUUGUAAAUACAACAAUUAAGGUGAUGGAAAUUAGCAAAAGCCUACUACCAAGAACAGUUUGGGUAAUGUUAAGUGUGUGCAAAGAUCUAGUAGAAUUUCUAACUGUUAGGGGUAUUGCUAUAUUUUAUCACAUUUCGAGCUUGUCAGCAGUCCAGGGUAUUUUCCAUCCCAGUAUUUGUCGGGUGUUUCGGCAUGGGCGACCCACCGGUACCUUCAUGGGGAUUUUGUUGAUCACAGUAUUCAUGACGCAUGUUAAGUUUUAUGACCCUUUGUACUUCCAUUGAAAUUUUGUAUGUUUGCUAUGUUUUAUAUUUUCUAACGUCUUGGAAGUUUUGGCUUAGGUCAACAAUGGAAGAGUGCUUGUAUGAAAUGAUAUUCAUAUUGGUGGUUGUGACCAAAACUAUUGUUGUUUACAGGGCCAAUUUUAUUGUCAUGAUAAUCAUGAUUAUAUGAAACCAGGUUCUUAUUGCUGUCAGGAUGUUAAAUAAUGAAUAGAGAAUGAAUCUUUGAAUCUCGAAGUUAGAACUGGCAUUUUACUUUAAAUUUUCUUCUGGUGUUUACAAAGAACACAACUCCUUCUAAAGUUGAGAGAAACAUUACUUGUGAGUAUGGCUUCAGUGGAUGUUUGGAAACCAUGGGCAGUUUCUCUUUGUGUCCAUUUUUUCGUCACAAACUGAUAGUUUUGAAUGAGCAUUUUGAUUUGUUUUUUCACAGUUUACAUCUGCAAUACAAAAUGUGAAUGCCAUUCUGAUCUGUGAUUAGAUGUAAUUGUCAUGGAGAAACAAGAAUGCAAAGCUUUUGAAAGUAUGCAAUUCCACUGUCUGUAUGGAGCUGACUCAAUGAGUAGUUUUCAAAACUUGUGGACCUUAAUUAUCCCUUGAUAAAAGCCCAAGCUGGGCUCAUGAAAACAUUACCCCUUGGGCCUCACCUCUUGGUGUAGGUCUUCCUGAAUGUUAAAAAAUACAUUCACUUUAGUGAGAUGUUCUUUGUUACAAUUUGGGUGUUGGGGUAGCCUGGUGGUUUAUGUGUUCGCUUGUCACGCUGUAGAGCCGGGUUUGAUUCCCCACAUGGUUACAAUGUGUGACGCCCAUAUCUGGUGUCCCCCGCCGUGAUAUUGCUGGAAUAUUGCUAGUAGCGGCAUAAAACUAAACUCAUUCACUCACUUUACAGCAAUUGAUUAGUUUGAUGCCUGAUCAUUGUGUUUACUUCUUGUUGCCUGGUAACCAGUACAGGUAGAUCAGGAAGGUUUUCUCCUUUGUUUAAAUAAUGAAAGUCGACAUGAUUAACAACAUUGCCACAACAGAAACAUCUUUGCCAGAAAUGAUUUGAGAUAUGGUCAACUGACAAUGUGUCGUCUUUGUGUGUGGAGCAAGCAUCAUCCAUUGUACAUUGUGUACAUUAUACUCAUAUUCACUCAUCUCUCCAUGUUAGUGUCUCGUCUAUUUAUUAGUCUCUUCUCUCCAUCUCGGUCCAGAGCGGAGGGUACACAAUCAACAUCCAUUAGUGGAAGUCUGGGGGACGUGGUUCACCCAUUGUCUCGGCAGACAAACAAAUAAAUCAUUUUAAAUAUGA
Messenger RNA from Haliotis rubra (blacklip abalone), 4190 nucleotides. Its product is annotated as inhibitor of growth protein 1-like. NCBI's taxonomy places the organism in Eukaryota, Metazoa, Mollusca, Gastropoda, Lepetellida, Haliotidae. Gene Ontology annotation, cellular component: nucleus. Gene Ontology annotation, biological process: positive regulation of DNA-templated transcription. The record is from RefSeq and is a predicted model, not a curated record. The transcript has 4 exons. The coding region runs from base 148 to 909 and encodes 253 amino acids.